This is a messenger RNA of Rhodofomes roseus, 2333 nucleotides long. Its product is annotated as P-loop containing nucleoside triphosphate hydrolase protein. The transcript is spliced from 13 exons. Gene Ontology annotation, molecular function: ATP binding; ATP hydrolysis activity. Lineage: Eukaryota; Fungi; Basidiomycota; Agaricomycetes; Polyporales; Fomitopsidaceae. Gene Ontology annotation, cellular component: cytoplasm; mitochondrial matrix. The record is from RefSeq and is a predicted model, not a curated record. Bases 87 to 2234 code for a protein of 715 amino acids. Gene Ontology annotation, biological process: cellular response to heat.
UUGACGGAGUUGGCAAGAGAAGGCAAGCUCGACCCAACUAUUGGCCGCGACGAAGAGAUUCGGAGAACAAUUCAAAGUAAGUCAUAAUGUACCCGCACACUCUCAAGCCUUUCAUCUCGCAUACAGUCUUGUCGAGACGGACCAAGUCGAACCCAGUCCUUAUCGGCCCGCCUGGUGUUGGUAAAACAGCCAUUCUCGAAGGCCUUGCUAGCCGUAUCGUGGCCAGGGAGGUGCCCGAGUCCCUGCAAAACAAGCGGGUGCUCUCUAUCGAUUUGUCCGCCAUCAUGGCUGGAUCUGGGAUCCGUGGCCAGUUCGAGGAGAAGUUCAAGGCUCUCAUCAAGGAUAUCGAAGAUGAGGCAGGGAACGUUAUCUGCUUCAUUGACGAAGUCCACACAUUGUUCAACCUCGGCAAAGCUGAAGGGAGCAUCGACGCUGGGCAGAUGAUCAAGCCCGCCCUUGCCAGGGGUCUGCAACUUGUCGGCGCAACAACUCCGGACGAGUACCGCAAGACCAUCGGUAAGGAUGCUGCUCUGGAGCGGCGUUUCCAGCCUGUCCAGAUCGAAGAGCCGACAGUGGAAGCCACUAUCUCCAUUCUGCGUGGGUUAAAGCCGAAGUAUGAGGUGCACCAUGGUGUCGGUAUCUCCGACGGCGCACUCGUCACUGCGGCUGUGUAUGGCUCACGCUACAUCUCCGACCGCUUCCUCCCGGACAAAGCCAUCGACCUCGUCGACGAAGCCGCCUCCGCCCUGCGGCUCGCGCAAGAGUCCAAACCAGACGAGCUCGAGUCGCUCGACCGCGAGAUCGUCACGCUCGAGAUCGAGCGCGAGUCGCUCCGGAACGAGUCAGACGUGUUCAGCGUCGAGCGGCGGACCAAAGUCGAGGAGGCGCUCAAGGAGAAGCGCGCCGAGGCCGCGCGCCUCACUGAGGUCUGGCAGGCGGAGCGCGCACGCCUCGAGCGCAUCAAGGAUCUGAAGCGCAGGCUUGAGGACGCCAAGUACGAGCUCGAGGUCGCCCAGCGCCAGGGCCAGUAUGAACGUGCAUCCCAGCUGCGCUUCGCGACGAUUCCGGAGCUGGAGAGACAGCUGCCUCAGGAGACGGAGAAAAGCGAUGCGGAGAAUGUGGGCCCGAUGCCCAUGUUGCACGACAGGGUGACGUCGGACGACGUUGCGAGGGUCGUGGCCAAGAGUACAGGUAUUCCAGUGCAGAACCUGCUCAAGGGCGAAAGAGACAAGCUCGUGCAUAUGGAAGACACCCUUCGCAAACGCGUCGUUGGCCAGGACCACGUCGUCGCAGCUGUCAGCGACGCCGUCAGGAUCUCGCGUGCAGGUCUGCAGGCACCCAACAGGCCUGUGGCUUCCUUCCUCUUCCUCGGUCCUACUGGUGUCGGAAAGACCGAGCUUUGCAAGGCACUUGCCGGCUUCCUCUUCAACGACGAACAGCGUGGCCUGAUCAAUAUUAAUAUGUCGGAGUACCACGACCGCCACACCAUGUCGCGACUGAUUGGUGCAGCCCCGGGCUAUGUUGGCUUUGAAGAGGGUGGUCAGCUUACUGAAGCUGUCCGGCGGAAGCCAUAUGCCGUCAUCUUGCUCGACGAGCUGGAGAAGGCGCACAAGGAUGUGGCGAUGAUCUUGCUGCAAAUCCUCGAUGAGGGUAGUAUCACGGACUCACAAGGUCGGAAGGUUGACUUCAAGAACACCAUCAUUUGCUUGACGAGCAACCUUGGUAGCGACAUCCUCGCGCACAAGUCAGCAUCCGACAACAAUGGCGUAGUCACCCAGGGAGCCCGUGACGAAGUCCUCGCACGCACAUCGGAGUACUUCCCACCGGAGCUGCUCAACCGACUCGACUCGAUGCUUGUAUUCAACAAGCUUUCCAGGGAGUCGAUCCUCCAGGUUGUCUCGCUGCGCCUCAAUGACGUCGCGGAACGCCUCAAGGGCCGCCGUAUCAUUCUCGACGUCGACGACGCUGCACGGGAGUGGCUCACUCAGCAGGGCUAUUCGGAGAUCUAUGGUGCACGAGCAAUCGCGCGGGUUGUCCGGACGAAGGUUCUCUUCCCUCUUGCACAGAAGAUGCUGAACGGCACGAUCAGGGAUGGAGACGUCGUGACCAUCCGGGCGAGCAGCGACGGUUCGACGUUGGUCAUUCAGGACAAUCACGAGCCGGAUGCAACUAUCGGAUCGUCCACACCCAUCGACUUCACCAAAGAAAACACUUCAUCCUCUGACGAUGCAUGAUUUGGAGCACUAAUAGACUUGAACCUAAUGGUGUACUGUAUAAUCUUGUAGUACUACUGCAUGGACAUGUUGUAUUCGUACAGACACAACUAAUCACAA